Echinops telfairi (small Madagascar hedgehog) is the source of this 2191-nucleotide messenger RNA. It is a transcript of the gene FXR1, whose product is annotated as FMR1 autosomal homolog 1. Gene Ontology annotation, biological process: regulation of alternative mRNA splicing, via spliceosome; regulation of filopodium assembly; central nervous system development. Gene Ontology annotation, cellular component: dendritic spine neck; presynapse; neuronal cell body. NCBI's taxonomy places the organism in Eukaryota, Metazoa, Chordata, Mammalia, Afrosoricida, Tenrecidae. The transcript has 15 exons. Gene Ontology annotation, molecular function: protein homodimerization activity; translation regulator activity; mRNA 3'-UTR binding. Bases 152 to 1930 code for a protein of 592 amino acids. The record is from RefSeq and is a predicted model, not a curated record.
UUGGCAACCAGAACGCCAGGUUCCAUUUAAUGAAGUUAGAUUACCACCACCACCUGAUAUAAAAAAAGAAAUUAGUGAAGGAGAUGAAGUAGAGGUUUAUUCAAGAGCAAAUGACCAAGAACCAUGUGGAUGGUGGUUGGCUAAAGUUAGAAUGAUGAAAGGAGAAUUUUAUGUCAUUGAGUAUGCUGCUUGUGAUGCCACUUACAAUGAAAUAGUCACAUUUGAACGACUUCGACCUGUCAAUCAAAAUAAAACUGUCAAAAAAAAUACCUUCUUUAAAUGCACAGUGGAUGUACCUGAGGAUUUGAGAGCGGCGUGUGCUAAUGAAAAUGCUCAUAAAGAUUUUAAGAAAGCAGUAGGAGCAUGCAGAAUUUUUUACCACCCAGAAACCACACAGCUCAUGAUCCUGUCUGCCAGUGAAGCAACUGUGAAGAGAGUAAAUAUUUUAAGUGACAUGCAUUUACGAAGUAUUCGUACCAAGUUGAUGCUUAUGUCCAGAAAUGAAGAGGCCACGAAGCAUUUAGAAUGCACAAAACAACUUGCAGCAGCUUUUCAUGAGGAAUUUGUUGUGAGAGAAGAUUUAAUGGGCCUUGCAAUAGGAACACAUGGUAGUAACAUACAGCAAGCCAGGAAGGUUCCUGGAGUUACAGCCAUUGAACUAGAUGAAGAUACUGGAACAUUUCGGAUCUAUGGCGAGAGUGCUGAUGCUGUGAAAAAGGCUAGAGGUUUCUUGGAAUUUGUGGAGGAUUUUAUUCAGGUUCCUAGAAAUCUUGUUGGAAAAGUAAUUGGGAAAAAUGGCAAAGUUAUACAGGAAAUUGUGGACAAAUCUGGUGUGGUUCGGGUGAGAAUUGAAGGAGACAAUGAAAAUAAACUACCCAGAGAAGAUGGGAUGGUUCCAUUUGUAUUUGUUGGCACUAAGGAAAGCAUUGGAAAUGUACAAGUUCUCUUAGAGUAUCAUAUUGCUUAUCUAAAGGAAGUAGAACAGCUAAGAAUGGAACGCCUACAGAUUGAUGAACAGCUACGACAGAUUGGUAUGGGUUUUAGACCUUCUUCCACCAGAGGGCCUGAAAAAGAAAAAGGAUAUGCCACUGAUGAAAGUACCGUCUCUUCUGUACAAGGUUCUAGGUCUUAUAGUGGAAGAGGCAGAGGUCGUCGGGGCCCUAAUUACACCUCCGGUUAUGGUACAAACUCUGAGCUGUCCAACCCCUCUGAAACAGAAUCGGAACGUAAAGAUGAGCUGAGCGAUUGGUCAUUAGCAGGAGAAGAUGAUCGAGAAAGCCGGCAUCAGCGUGACAGCAGGAGACGCCCAGGAGGAAGAGGCCGGAGUGUUUCAGGGGGUCGAGGUCGUGGUGGACCACGCGGUGGCAAAUCCUCCAUCAGUUCUGUGCUCAAAGAUCCAGACAGCAAUCCAUACAGCUUACUUGAUAAUACAGAAUCAGAUCAGACUGCAGACACUGAUGCCAGCGAAUCUCAUCACAGUACUAACCGCCGUAGGCGGUCUCGUAGACGAAGGACUGAUGAAGAUGCUGUUCUGAUGGAUGGGAUGACUGAAUCUGAUACAGCUUCAGUUAAUGAAAACGGGCUAGAUGAUAGUGAAAAAAAACCCCAGCGACGCAAUCGUAGCCGCAGGCGUCGUUUCAGGGGUCAGGCAGAAGAUAGACAGCCAGUCACAGUUGCAGAUUAUAUUUCUAGAGCUGAGUCUCAGAGCAGACAAAGAAACCUCCCAAGGGAAACUUUGGCUAAAAACAAGAAAGAAAUGGCAAAAGAUGUGAUUGAAGAGCAUGGUCCUUCAGAAAAGGCAAUAAAUGGCCCAACUAGUGCUUCUGGCGAUGAAAUUUCUAAGCUACAGCGUACUCCAGGAGAAGAAAAGAUUAAUACCUUAAAAGAAGAAAAUACUCAAGAAGCAGCAGUCCUGAAUGGUGUUUCAUAAACUGAAGAAGUUCUUAGUUUACAGUUCUUUUACAUUACAUUUACAAUAGUGCUUGUACAAGCUUGCCAAAGAUAGAAUACGGAUACGGAUCGCCAGUCUUUACAUCGCACUUUCAGUUCCUCCAUUUGGAAUUCAGAAAGGGGAGGGAUCCUGAAGAAAUCAUAUGUUAAACAUACUUUGACACCUACUGUGUUAUAAAAUAUAUCAUCAGAUGUGCCUUGAGAAUAGUAUAUGUAACAUUAAAAAAAGUUGCUGGCUAUA